Messenger RNA from Musa acuminata AAA Group (dessert banana), 1594 nucleotides. RefSeq names its product probable sugar phosphate/phosphate translocator At5g25400. The coding region runs from base 420 to 1487 and encodes 355 amino acids. Gene Ontology annotation, molecular function: antiporter activity. Gene Ontology annotation, cellular component: trans-Golgi network; endosome; Golgi apparatus. NCBI's taxonomy places the organism in Eukaryota, Viridiplantae, Streptophyta, Magnoliopsida, Zingiberales, Musaceae. The record is from RefSeq and is a predicted model, not a curated record. The transcript has a single exon.
GAAGGGAAGACACCACAAUCACGUGCGUCGGCUACGCUUAGGGGUAUCCGCUCCGCCACCGAGAUCUCGAGGUUUCUUGGAUCGAUCCGGCAAAUUAUAUACGCCUCAUAUUAUCUAAUCUGCAAGAGUCCCAGUCGUGUUUCCCGUCUCCUACGACUCGGAAUAGUGUGGUCUUCCUCUUCUCUCAACUGCUCUCUCUCAGAUCCACCAAUCUCCUCCCCACCUCUCCCCCCAGCCCCCAACCCCUCUUUUCCCAUCUUUCUUCUAAACCCACGCCCAAUCUCCUACAUUCUCAGGCGAAUCCCUCCAUUUCACCUCUUCCUACUGAUCUGAUCCCGAUCUCCUUCCAGAGAAGGAAGGAGGAAGAAUAGUAAUCAGAUAUAUAGUUGUAGAUCGGACAUAGAGGAGGAGGAGGAGAGAUGGGACGAGAAGGGAGCGGCGGCGGAGCAGAGGGGGGAGGAGGAGACGGCGGGGUGGUGCGGAAGGUGCUGCUUUCGUACGCAUAUGUGGCGAUCUGGAUCUUCCUCAGCUUCACGGUGAUCGUGUACAACAAGUACAUCCUCGACCCCAAGAUGUACAAUUGGCCCUUCCCCAUCAGCCUCACCAUGGUUCACAUGGCCUUCUGCUCCUCCCUCGCCGUCCUCCUCGUCCGCGUGCUCCGCCUGGUCGACCCGCCGUCCUCGCCGCCCAUGACUCGCGACCUCUAUGUCGCCUCCGUCGUCCCCAUCGGCGCGCUCUACUCCCUCUCCCUCUGGUUCUCCAACUCCGCCUACAUCUACCUCUCCGUCUCCUUCAUCCAGAUGCUCAAGGCUCUCAUGCCCGUCGCCGUCUACUCCAUCGGUGUCCUCCUCAAAAAGGAGUCGUUUAAGACCUCCUCCAUGCUCAACAUGCUCUCCAUCUCCUUGGGCGUCGCCGUCGCCGCUUACGGCGAGGCCCGCUUCGUCGCCUGGGGGGUCGCCCUCCAACUCGGCGCCGUCGCCUUCGAGGCCACCCGCCUCGUCCUCAUCCAGAUCCUCCUCACCUCCAAGGGCAUCUCCCUCAACCCCAUCACCUCCCUUUACUACGUCGCCCCCUGCUGCUUUGCCUUCCUCCUCGUCCCCUGGUUCGUCGUCGAGCUGCCCCUCCUCCGUAACAGGGCCUCCUUCCGCCCGGACCUCCUCGUCUUCAUCACCAACUCCUUCUGCGCCUUCGCUCUCAACCUCGCCGUCUUCCUCCUCGUCGGAAAGACCUCCGCCCUCACCAUGAACGUCGCCGGCGUCGUCAAGGACUGGCUCCUCAUCGCUUUCUCCUGGUCCGUCAUCCGCGACACCGUCACCCCCAUCAACCUCUUCGGCUACGGGAUCGCCUUCCUCGGCGUCGCCUACUACAAUCAUGUCAAGCUGCAGGCUCUCAAGGCCAAGGAGGCGGAGAAAAAGGCUCAGCAAGCUGAUGAGGAGGCCGGGAAACUUCUACAGGAGAUGAAAGGUGACCGGCAGAACGACUCUUGAGUCGUGAUCUGUAUCCAACAGACCCGAUCUACUUACCGAUUUUAUCAUGCAAUCAGGUUGAUUUCACAGAUAUUAGGGCAAAAAAAUAAUAAGAAGUGUUUUUUUCC